CGUCGUUUCUCAAUCCAUAUUGUUGAUCCCACACUCACAGCACAACGCUACGUUCUCUGCGAAUCCAUGGUGUGUGUGUAAAGCAAGUCUGUCACCUCUGCCAGUACUGCCCUCCCCUGUCUCACAUAGGUCACCAGAGACUCGCGCUAGAUGACUUCCUUCAUCAUCAAGGCUCACACGGACAGACCUGUGGCAGAAGCCUGGAAAGCUGAUCCUGACUGUCCUUUCUGUCGCAUUAUUCGCGGGGACGCUCAAGCUUUCCUUCUCUAUGAGAAUGACCUCGUCACUUCAUUCUUAGAUAUCCUCCCUCUCCGCCCCGGACACGCGCUGGUGGUUCCAAAGACUCACUACGCUCGCGUCUCGGAGCUGCCUCCGGAGUCUGCAGCCGCCGUCGGGAUGGCGGUCUCGACGGUUGCGCGUGCUAUGACUGAAGCAUUGCAGAACACGGCUCUGAACGUUGUCUGUAAUCAAGAAUACGCGCAAGCAGUUCCACACGUUCAUUACCAUAUAAUACCCGCACCGAGGCCAGGAUCGUCGGAACCCACCUCGGAUACAGCUAAGGUGGACCACGUCGUUAAGCCGCUCACCCAGAAGGAAAUGCACAAGAUGGAAACCGAGUCUCGCGACGAGCUUGAUGAUGAAGAAGCAAAGGUACUGGCAGAGAAGAUCCGUGCUCGUCUGUAAUUCGGCUGUAUAAUGUACAGUACCCCCCUUAGAUCUAUAGAGUUUAGACACUCGAGUUGUCUAGACAGGUAUAGCACUGCGCAGUGACCGAUUUGUCAAGGCGUUGUCCAUGAAAAUCGUGGAUAUGCUUAUUGACGUCCGCCUGUACGUUUUGAGCCCUGGUCCGGGUGCCUGCAACUCGUAAGUUGUAUGGCCAGGGACUCAGAAGUCGUAGUCACAUAUCCCGAACAGUUGACACAGCUGUCGCAUUGCUGCAGUGAGCAGCGAACAGUGAGCGAACCUGAGCCGAAACAUCGCAGGAAGGUCCAGGCAGAAGGCUAUGUAGCUUUCUGAGGACUCGG
This is a messenger RNA of Fomitopsis serialis, 1025 nucleotides long. Its product is annotated as HIT-like protein. The coding region runs from base 151 to 684 and encodes 177 amino acids. Gene Ontology annotation, biological process: nucleotide metabolic process. Gene Ontology annotation, molecular function: catalytic activity. The transcript has 5 exons. The record is from RefSeq and is a predicted model, not a curated record. NCBI's taxonomy places the organism in Eukaryota, Fungi, Basidiomycota, Agaricomycetes, Polyporales, Fomitopsidaceae.